Messenger RNA from Colletotrichum higginsianum IMI 349063, 1254 nucleotides. Its product is annotated as Kelch-like protein 30. The transcript has 2 exons. The record is from RefSeq and is a predicted model, not a curated record. Lineage: Eukaryota; Fungi; Ascomycota; Sordariomycetes; Glomerellales; Glomerellaceae. The coding region runs from base 1 to 1254 and encodes 417 amino acids. Gene Ontology annotation, molecular function: protein binding.
AUGAGAAACAUUGAAAGCGGACCUCAAGGCAGCCAUGGCACCGCAGCCAGCAAGGAUGCUGCGGCCUGGUUCUUCCUGGCACCGAAACCAAAAGAGUUAGUCAAACUCAAGUGCGGCGAUAAGUCAUUCUCCUUCCGCAAAUCUAUCCUCGUCAAAGACUCGGAAUACUUCAGGGCCUGUCUCACGAACCCUGCCUUCGUCGAGGCUCGCACCUCGACAAUUGUGUUCGACGAUAUCGAGCCCGAGCUCUUCGGUUUCUACCUGCAUAUGGUCUACUUGAGGGCGGCUGGCAAGCGAGUCGACACGACACCGAUCUUAUUCAAAGACGAUAGCCUCACCGCGCCCGGAAAAGGUCUUGCAGCAGUGGUCAAGCUGUACCAGAUAGCCGACCGUUUCUUGAACACAUCUCUUCUUUCCGAGCUAGGAAACGAAAUCGUUCAUUUCGCCGAGCAUGGAAGUUGUUCCGUCGAACUGCCUGGACCCCGGGCACUUCAAAAGCCUUUCGCGAAUCCCGACCAGCCCCGAAGAAAAGAGCAUCGCACGAUGAAUCCGGAGACACCGGUCGGAAGGAUAUGGUGGACGAAGGUCCUCAGGAAUGCCUACGACGUUUUGGACAAGGACAGAGCGGACCAGAAUUUCAUGAAAACCCGACUGGUCGAGAUCCUUUGCGACAAAGUACCGACCGAGCAUGCCUUCGACAUUGUUCCCGUUCUCUCGGAAAGCAAAGAAUUCCUAAGCGCCGUCUCAUUUUGUCUUGCGAAAAAGGUGUCCAGUCUCAAGGCACAAGUCAAAGUGCAGUCACGCGAGGUGGAGAGGCUCAGAUAUCAGAACCAGACGAGCGGCAGUCAGUUGGCGACCCUGCGAGCCACCACAAAUGCAGAGAUCAGCCGUCUUUAUAACAAAACGAGCCACAUGUCAGUCAUGCCCUCGUAUUCUUACCCAGACGACAGCAGUGACGACGACGAUGACUAUGAUGGCGGCAACGUGGGACAAGGCGACCCCGAUGGCAGCGGACAUGACUUUAGUUAUGAUCAUGAUGAUGACGGGGAACUUAACCAUGACGAUGUAGGCGGACAGGAAGAUGGUGAUGGUAUUGUGGGAGCUUACGAUGAAACCGACGUCGCCAGCGAAUAUGGCUAUGAUUGUGACGGCAACGGCCACGACGAUGACGGCGGGGGCUACUGCAGCGACGGCGGUUGCAGCGACGGCGAUUACAGCGAUGAUGGCUACAGUGAUGGCGGUGACAGCGACUAG